This is a messenger RNA of Ilex paraguariensis (yerba mate), 859 nucleotides long. NCBI's taxonomy places the organism in Eukaryota, Viridiplantae, Streptophyta, Magnoliopsida, Aquifoliales, Aquifoliaceae. The record is from the annotation of a GenBank genome assembly.
CUCCAUCAUUUUUUGUCAUAUUCAAGAUCGAAAAACAAGAGAGGGAGAGAGGUGUUGAUGCGUACCUAAUUAUCGUGACUCCUGAACAUUACAGAUUGAUAUCAAUUGAUGGUAUCAAACCUAGGCUAUAAAUUAGUUUCAAAUAAAAAAAAAAACCAUCAAAUAGGAGAAAAUGAGGGCAGCCUUAGAGAUCGUUGAUGAUAGCCGUGGUAUCAGAAGGUUUAGUACAGAAGUCUCAGAACAUGCUGUGUAUGCCUUCUUCAUCACAUCACUGAUUGGCCUUCUCCAACUGAAGUAUCAGAACAAAGAUGUGUCUCCUUUAGAAACACAUCCCACAACCAUGAAGACUUUUAUCAUAACAUUGUCUAUCUACUGUUCAACAUUAGCAGCUAAAGUGAUAGACCAACCUCAUCAUCUGAACUACUCUCAGUUAUUUGGCUGUCUUAGCCCUAUAUUUGGAGCUCUAUCUUCAAUUUCACUGCUGUCAAUCUUUCUCCCACACUGGUUUUGUUGGCUUAUCUUCAUUCUAUGGGCCUUAAUGCCUAUAAUUGCAUCGAGGUACAUUCUUAAUCAUAUAUAUCAGUAUUUCUAUCGGAGGAUCAUUAAUGCAGUUCCCAACGUAUUGGAAAUAUUGGGAAGACCUAUGGGACGUAAUUUGAUGGAUCUACAACGUUUUCUCGUUUGACUCUCUAUACCGUCAAACCAAUUUCUCGUCAUUUUCUAUGAUCUACAAGUUGUGGCAAUAUCUGUUAAGUUUUGAUGCUGUUAUCAAAAGCCCUAUAGGGUUUGUUGUUUAACAAUAGCCCUAGAAGGAUAUGUGCUUAUUUUGGCAAUGUACUCUUUAAGAUUACAUGAAAAC